AUGGCGGCCCUCGCCGCCCUGCGUUUCGGGGUUCGUUUCCACCCCACGCCGGCUGAGGCGAUCGGCCUGUACCUCCGCCGCUGGAUCGCCGGCGACCCGGUCCCCGACGCCGAGGGCAUCAUCCACGCCGCCGACGUCUACGGCCACCCGCCGGCCGACCUCGCAGCCGCCUUCCCGCGCCUGCCCAAGACCCACGACAGGUACUUCUAUACGACCUGCAAGCGCGUCCCGAUCCGCGGCGGCGCCGGCUACCGGACCUCGCGCGCCGUGGCCGGGGUCAGCUGGGGAACCAACAACAACAAGCCCGUCGUGGACGCCGUGACCGGCGAGCCCAUCGGGUUCGUGGAGACGCUCAAGUACGGCAAGACGGACUGGCUCAUGGAGGAGUUCCAUCGGUUGCCUGAGGAGGCCGCCGCCGAUGGCAUCGCGGAGAGCGUCCUCUGCCGCCUCUACGUCAAGGAGCAUGCCAAGCCCGGCUCCCUCGCCGUGGCAGAGUCCAUUGCUGGGGAUCGUAUUCUUCAACAAGAACCAGCGGCUGCUGCAGGGGAUCUUCUUCUUCAACAAGCAGCCAUGGCGGCUGGUCCGCAGCGGAUGCCGCCGUCAAGCCCGCGGAACCGCCGCGUCAUGGCGCUGCCGGUGCUCCCUGCGCCGGCGCCGGCGACGAUCCAGCAGAAGAGGGCGGCGCCGGUGGUGGCCGAUGCGCCGCGGCCCAAGAAGAGGGCGCGCGCUGCAGCUGCCCCUGCUGCUGCUACACGUCCGGUCAUGGCGAGCCCACCGGCGGCGACAGCACCGCCAGCUCCCAAGGUGGUGCCGCUGCGGCAGGUACCACGGCCGUCGGGGUGUCCGCGGCCGCCGCCGGGUCUCCUUGGUCUCGAGCCGCGGCGGCCCACGCUGACGGUCGCCGAACUCAUGGCGCUGUUCGAAAAGAAUGACUCCGCCGUCCAAGAAGAAGCAGCCCAAGAAGAAGAAGAAGACGAAUGGACCGACCUCGAGACGGAGACGGCGGCGAUACCGACAGAGGAAGAUGAUGGCGCCGCCGCGAGAUCGCUGGAAGGGCUGGACGCCGACGAGCGGGAAGACGACGCCAUCGCGCUGGACAUAAGCGACGUGCUCAGCUUCGUCGACGUUGAAGACGACGGCGAUGGCGCCUGGGAAAGGAUGCCUCUCUCGGACUUGACUGAUCUUCAGUACUAG
Brachypodium distachyon (stiff brome) is the source of this 1194-nucleotide messenger RNA. Its product is annotated as translation initiation factor IF-2. Gene Ontology annotation, biological process: regulation of DNA-templated transcription. The record is from RefSeq and is a predicted model, not a curated record. NCBI's taxonomy places the organism in Eukaryota, Viridiplantae, Streptophyta, Magnoliopsida, Poales, Poaceae. Gene Ontology annotation, molecular function: DNA binding. Bases 1 to 1194 code for a protein of 397 amino acids. The transcript has 2 exons.